UUAUAAAUAGCCAGAUAACAAGUGCAUAUGACAUACACUCUAUUGAAAAACAUCAGUUGUGCAUAAAUCGAUUGACUAUCAUAAUAACCUAAUACACCUAUUAAAUGGAUAUUGUAUUUAAAUCAAGGCCAAGUUUAUGAAGGCAUCAUGAACGAUUAACAUGGCAUUGUUAAAUGUGUUGCCUUCGUUAAAUAAAAAAAAUAUUAUGAUUAUUAUACAUGUUGUUUAGACGCCUUCACGUUAACUAUCGAGUUGACCCCUGAUUACCAUCUAAGCGAUGUUAACAUAAACAUAGAUAUAAAUAGAAUAAGCAACUCGUGCAAUUGGAUUUUCAUAGAAAUCAACUAAUGAUGCACAAUGACAACUAAUAAUAAGAAAGAGGAGAUAAAUAUUAUCCGAAUUCUAGUCGUAAUUCAUAAACACGUUACUGCCGUUCAGAGGAAAUUAAUAGAGCACCAUAUUACAAAUAUUGGCUUAUCGUUUACACAACUGCUUAAUAAGUAUGGACAUGAACUUUACCAUUUAUGUUAUAUCAAGUAUAAAUGCUGUCAAUGUGGUCCUAUUGACAUUUUACCAAAUCAACGAGUUCUAGCUCCGAGGGAUUAUGACAUUCUUUUUGAGAAAGAUAGUUCCAGUCGCAUGGAUCGUCACGUGCCAAUACCAUCUCGUAAAUGCUGCAAUUUUGCAAAAUCUAACAUCAGUCUUAACGAUUUAGAUUUCAGUUUGCUGACAAAAAUUCUUUUACAUUGUUGUAAGGAUCUAUUCUGGCAGUGCUGCCUUGAAGAUAAACUGAUAACUUUAGAACAGUUCCUAAAUGACAACAUACACAAGAUAUAUCACAUGUGGAAAACGAAUAUAUCAUGUUCAUUAUGCGAAAAUGGGAAAGUUCCACCACCAAAGUCAUUGUGUUUAAACGAAAAUAACUGGAAUUUUCUGUUUGUGUCGAAAGAAACCCCAUUUUAUCCGUCUUCAUUUAAAGCAAAGAGUGGAAUAGUACUCAGUGAUCUUAAUCCUGACCUUGCGUUUACGCUUAUGUCAACUUUCUGUGAUGUCAUUGAAGCAAUAGAGACAUUAAGGCGCUUUCGGAACAUAUUUGCUCAUCCUAACAAUUUCAGAUUAAAAACGAGUGAAUUUGAAAAGGUAUGGUCAGCCAUAGAAAAUGCUGUUUUACUCAUAUCAGAUGUGUAUGGACAGAAAAAAGAGGCUCAAGCUGAAUUGUCGAGUGUUUGCAGUGCGUACUCAGAAUUAUCUGAUGAAGAACUAACAUCAAAAAUACAAGGACUGAUAAACAAUAAUUCCAUACAAGCACAACGUAUAGGUCAACUUGACCAAGAUGUGAGCAGCAUGAAAACUGAAAUCAGAGAAAUGAAUAAAACAAUAAGACACUUAGAACAAAGAUCAUGGCCAGAGCUUAAAGGUAAUGAGUUCCAGGUAAAGGUUACUUUAAAUGAUUCUACAACAACUAUUCGAUCGGCAAUUGUUUAUUUUUCAAAAGAUUUACCACGAAGAAACAACCUAUCAUUUGUAAACUUGAAGAAGAGUUUUUCUUGUGGUGUAAAGAGGCUUGUUAUAGGCUCAGAUUACUCCGACUUACCGGACAACUUAACUGAUGUGGAGACGGGUAUAGUUGAAGACCAGAUAACUUCAUAUAGCCACCUUUCUGGUGAAAGCGAAGAAACAAAAUCAGAUAAUGAUACUUCCGAAUUUGGUUAUAGCAGUUUGGAAGAAGACUCGCAGGAUGAUUCUGACGAUGGAGAUAAUGAUCUUUUACGCUGUGGUACUUGUGGUGAAGAGUUCAAAUCUCUAAAACGAUUUAAGCAUCAUAAAAAGUUUCACGUGAUAAAAGACCUGGAUUUGAGACGUCAAAAAGAUAUAAAUACCAGAUUAACUAUAAACGGAUUGCCAAGAAACAUAGAGGAGGAAAUUGUUAAAUACAGCGAUAAAAUUCGUUCAUUCAGAACCAGAGAUAGAUCGACUGCCAAAAUACAGAUAAUUGAUGAAACUCUCGGAAGUUUGAUUAUUUGGACGAAGAUUUCUGUUGCUGUUUUCAAAUCAAAGGACUUAUUUCUGAGAGCUCUAAAAGAAUUUUUAGACAAAACAUUUUCCUACUUUCCGUUAGAAGAUGACAAUGAUAUUGAUAUGACAGUUUCAAUACAAAUAGAUGAGGAAGAAAUAGAUGUAGACGACAUGGGUGACUUCUUUCGUUGUGGAAUUUGUUCAAAAGAAUUCUAUGCAUUAGCUGCAUUUGAGUACCAUAAAAAGAACGUAUGUGGUCGAGGGGCUUCCAAGAAACAAUCGGAAUCAUUUGCUGAAGGAGAUUUCAAUACUAUUGAUGAAAAUGAUGGAAAACGGACUUCAGGCCGGAAAUCUAAAUCUCGAAAAACCAAGGAAAGUAAUAAUGCUCAACGUAAUACAAUCAAUAUAACGAAUAAUAGAGAGAUUAAAGCUGUAAACACUCGUUAUGAUUUGCCGAAAGAUACGUCUAGUAUACAGCCAUUAAGAAAUCCCCUUAAUGAGCAACGUUUGCAAAUGUAUCAACAUGCAGACACUAAGGUUGAUAUGAGCGCUUCUAUGUUUAAUGACCAGCUGCUGUCUAUGCAACAGGUAGCUGGAUUUGAAGAUAAUGUAACCUGUGAUGAAUCGAACACAAGCAUGGGGUAUCAUGAUAUUAAAGAGUUACAAAGGGGAAAAUGUGUACAACAAAUAACAGAUGAAAAAGUCAGUAGUGCUCAACACAAACAAGUCGAGGAAGAUGAUAGCAGUGACGACAAAUGCGAUGUCAACAUACCAGGUGUUACUGUAAAAGAUGUAUUAAAAUUCCUGAUCAGAACUUUUGGGGGUGGAUGUUCAUUCGACGAAUUUAUGAGAAGGUGUAACCUCUUCCCUAUGGAUGCCAAUAUUUGUGGUUGGUUUAAAAAACAUAAAAACAGCUUCAAUAUUUUCUGGGAUGAAGAGGAUAUUUUAUUCAUUCAACCAUACUACCCAAAUAUACAAACGUGUGCACGUUGGAAUAGCACAAAAUCACCUGGGAAGUGUGACAAUUUGGACUGUCAAGGUUUCCAUAUCUGUAUGCGCUUCGUCAAGGAUAUAUGUCGGGAUACAAAUUGUCAUUUGUCGCAUACUUUCAGCAGUCAACACAAUCUUCAACUGAAAGAUAAACUAAGUAUUUCUGAUUUCAGCGAAAAUGAUAUUAAGGUAAUCCUAAACUGUGCUUUCCCUUCAUUGUGUGUUGAUUAUAUGUACAACAACGGUUGUAAAGUAGUAGACUCAGAGAAGAAAUGUCCACAACUUCAUCUUUGCGCACACAAAUUACGUGGGGAUUGCCCAAACCCGUGUAAAUUCAAUAAAUCCCACUCUAUUGAAGAUUUACAUAAUAAAUGGUUUUUGAAAUCAUGCCACAUGGAUGAGUGUCCAGAAGAACUAAUAUUUGAAACCAUACACAUCCCUUCCAGAGAUCCCAAAGAUGAUGACGAACAAUCUAAUAGCUCUGAUUGUAGCCAAGACGAAUCUGAUAUUUACGAUUUGGAUGCUAAUAUAUAUGAAAGUAGAACAAAUAUUGGUUUCAAAUAUGAACUUCAGCAUGACUCAUUGAAAAUCGAACCAGAUCUUAACCAAGACGAAGGUGAUAUUGAUGAUGCAGAUGAUUAUACCUUUGACAGUAGUUUUCAUCGUAAAGAAUAUUCUGAAGAAACUGCACCAAGGAAACCAAAGGAUUCCGACCUUCUUCAAGGUGAAGCUGAUACUGAAAAUGCACGUGUAUGUAGUGUAGAUCGUCUCUUAGGUUUUAAAGAACGUCAAUCUCCUGUUUCGUUACGGGAUGAUAGGAAAAUAUCUCUAUUCAGCCAAGACGAACUUGCUAUUGAAGAGAGCUUUACAAGUAGUAACAAUGACGAACUUAAUGAACAACUUGCAAUUGCUCUAUCAAUAGACGAUAAUUCAUAUGAAAGUAUGUUCGGCCUUGAUGCUGAAACCAGGACUAUCGAUGAUAAAAAGGAGACAAAGAAAAUGCAUCAUCGAUUUAACAUGACUGAAAUUUCCAAAAACAUCCUUCAAUCUACCAUUAGGGAAUCCCUCGAUCUUUCAGAAACCGAAACUAAAUCUCUCCCAAGCAACUCUGUUCAUGACAAAGAAAGUCCGUCGACGCCAUUAAAACAGGAACCACACAAUCUUAGUUUACCAUUAAACGUUUUAGAUUCAUCGGUUAAACCGACCCCGAAGCCACCCUAUGUAGAUCCAUCUAGACCCUAUUAUCAAGAGAGGCGUUUGUAUUUAGUAAAAGAGCAAUCCGACAAAACAAAGAUAUGUGAAUUCGUCACAAAAGACAAGUGCACGAGACGAUAUUGCAGAUAUCAUCAUAUUCCAAGUGAAAUGCCUUAUCUCUGGCAAAUCAAUAUGUAUGGAAGAUGGUUGUCGUUUGCUGUGGUAGAGAAUGAGACGAUAGAAAAAGCAUUCUGUGAUUUGCAGGGCAUUUUUGCAACCACGGUGAAAUACUACCGUAACAUAUACAGUUGUCACAUCUGGUUUAACAAAAUGUAUGCAAUCAUCUAUGAAGUUGAGGGUCAGGCAGCAGAUAACGAAGAACAGUGUAAGAUACGACGUUUAACUACAGCAUCCUUUAUUGAAAGGGACCCGACUGUUAGCUCUUUUCUAACAAAUUGGAGGUGGUACUGGAAAAAUUAUGAAAAUCAAUGGAUUAAUUACGAAAGGGAUGCAUUUUUGUUUACACUGGAAAAAAAGUAUCUCACUGAACAGAAGACAUAUAUAUUCUUCAGGGAGAACUUUACUUCAAAGUUUAAAAUAGACUUCCUGAAAAUGACUCAGGUUAACCUUGAUACAGGCAAAGUCAGAGACAUCAUUCGACGCCCUCUGUUCGUAUCAAGAUAUGAUGUGCAGCAGGAUAAGUUUCCAGAAAAUAUUCCACUCCCUACAGUAAUGCAUGCACCAAAACCACCACAUUUCUACAGUUGGGAUUAUUCUAAUGACUUUGAGUUCGUAGAACUUGACACGAAGGAGGAAGAAUACAGAGAGGUGUUUACCUCAUUGCAGGAGUCUAUGAGUUCUUCUCGGUUUGAGUUCAGCAUAAUAUAUAGAAUUCAGAAUCGUAAAUUAUGGAGUGAAUUUGAGACAAAGAAGAAGCUAAUGUUAGCUGACGUUGAACAAGAUGGUAGAAGUCGUGAUAUUGGAGAAAGACAUUUAUUCCAUGGUACUGAUUCAUUGGAAACCUGUUAUGGUAUCUGCACAAAUAAUUUCGACUUCAGAACCAGUGGUCGCAAUGCAACCAUGUAUGGCCAAGGCUCAUAUUUUGCCGUCGAUGCAGAAUAUAGUCAUAGUUACACAAAAGCAAAUACAUCUUCGGAUAAUCGUAUUAUGUUUAGAUCCAAAGUCCUUGUCGGUCAAUUCACAAAAGGUGACCCUUCUCUUCGACGGCCUCCGGAAAUUCCUGGUCAGUUUCACAAGUUAUACGAUUCAUGCGUUGAUGAUGUACAAAAUCCACAGAUUUUCGUAGUGUUCGACAGGAACCAAUGUUAUCCGGAGUACCUGAUCAUGUACAAAGACAGAGAAACAAUAAGUCAAACAAGCAGCCAUUCCGUGACUCAUCCACUUUCUGAAGAAAAAGUGUCUUCAUCACAGGAAGGGGAUUCACGAGAGGGUCAAUCUAUUCCAGGAAGUAAAAGCUCUUCGGAAAAAUCAAAAACUGCUAUAAGGAAACCAAAAUCGGUUUCUAAGCACCUUUAAAUUAACAUUGAAAGAGAACGUGAGAGAUAAUAUACAACUUGUGAUAAAAUAGAUUUUAUCGAGCAUACAAAACUUGCACUGUGUGAAAUGUUACAUUAUAUUGAACAUUGUAAAUUGAAUUUAUUUUCCAAUAAUUUCUGUACAUAGCGUAAACGUAUUUAUACUUUCUUACAUUCUCAACAAAUAUAACUACUCGUAUAUACCACUAUCUUUGAAUAAUUCAUAGUCCAGCACAUCUUAACUUAGUUCUACAAGUUACUCUAUAAUAUUUGGAUUCCUUUAAAAGAGAACAGAUUCUGAAAUGUUUUAUCAAUAUAAAAUUACUGUAUCAGCA
Messenger RNA from Mytilus trossulus (common blue mussel), 6070 nucleotides. RefSeq lists its product as uncharacterized. The transcript is spliced from 19 exons. Lineage: Eukaryota; Metazoa; Mollusca; Bivalvia; Mytilida; Mytilidae. The record is from RefSeq and is a predicted model, not a curated record. The coding region runs from base 358 to 5736 and encodes 1792 amino acids. Gene Ontology annotation, molecular function: NAD+-protein mono-ADP-ribosyltransferase activity; NAD+ poly-ADP-ribosyltransferase activity; metal ion binding. Gene Ontology annotation, cellular component: nucleus.